GGUUUUUUCCUUUCUCCUCUGAUUUGGUCUUGUACGAGUUUCUUGCAUUAUCGUGUAAGCAAUUUAGGUUCUCACAGAAGCUGAAGAUGGCAUUCGUGUACUGGGAUGCACUGGUACACUAAUCACUCCCUCGCUUGUGCUCACAUCCUCGGAAUGCAUUGACGAUGUCGAUCCUGCACCAGUACGACUCAGCCGACUUCCUUUGAAUAUUAGCUUGACAUCUGCUCCAUGGAUGGAGCUCAACUUAAAUGAUCUCACUGAAGCAAAGUGUAGAAUGACAGGAUUCGAAACGGUUUCAGUUUCAAACUAUUCAUUCAUCCACAAUGCUAUGCAGACUCCUGCACAAGUGAUAAGAGAUCGUGACACAUUGGUUGUAGAUGUUGCAGCUGGAAGCCCUGUCUGUUGGGAUGAUAUCGGUCUUCCACUUGAGUGCCUGCUUGAAAACACGGGCUGGACGCAAGUCGGACUUCUUCAUUCAGUCAUGAGAAAUAUAGACAAUCGCACUAAUUCCACCUUGACGGAUUGCGACGAUAUAGCGGCUCUAAUAUUCUCGCCAUUUUCUGACGAUACACUUCCCGCAAUGCUUGAAAGCCAUGCAGUGCAGAUGUUCAUUGCUACAAAGCAAUGUUUCUCGCAAGAACCAGUGGCGGACAACACCGAGCCUGAGUCUAGUGAUGACGAAGAAAUGAGCGAAGAUGAAUAG
Molecule: messenger RNA, 703 nt
Organism: Strongylus vulgaris
Lineage: Eukaryota; Metazoa; Nematoda; Chromadorea; Rhabditida; Strongylidae
Source: the annotation of a GenBank genome assembly